Molecule: messenger RNA, 270 nt
Organism: Anisakis simplex (herring worm)
Lineage: Eukaryota; Metazoa; Nematoda; Chromadorea; Rhabditida; Anisakidae
Source: the annotation of a GenBank genome assembly
AUGGGGAGUACGGUGUGUGCUCAGAUGUUCGCAUGGGAAUGCGACGAGGCGAGUUGUUGUGAGAGUUAUCAUUUUCGAGUGAUCAUCUUGUUCACGUCCAUUGGCCUUUUAUUAGCUGCUCUGUUGGUGGCCGCUGUUUGGUUAUCAUUCGAAUUCCGACCUUCGUACAGGAAACGUCUUCGUCGAGGUGAGGAGCCGCCUCAGUCGGAUCUGGAAUUGCGCAGUUUUGAAGAGGCGAAAUAUUUACGCAGGAUGUCUGAGAAUAAGUAA